Molecule: messenger RNA, 1257 nt
Organism: Polistes dominula (European paper wasp)
Lineage: Eukaryota; Metazoa; Arthropoda; Insecta; Hymenoptera; Vespidae
Gene: Syx18
Product: syntaxin 18
Biological process (GO): retrograde vesicle-mediated transport, Golgi to endoplasmic reticulum
Cellular component (GO): SNARE complex; endoplasmic reticulum
Source: RefSeq, a predicted model, not a curated record
AUCACAACUUAAUAUAAAACUUCUUACCUUCAAACUUAUGAACAUUUCUGUAGGUUAUGUUUGACGGUACAACAAUAACACAAUAUGGCAUAAAAUAUAAAUAGUUCUAUAACCUGGAUUACUUUUAUUUAAUAAAAAAGUGUUAACGAGCCCAAUAGCAAUAUUAUCAAGGAUGGAUGUCAGUAUAUUAUUCAGAGCUUGCGUUAAAACUGUUAGUUUACAGGAAAAAAAUGUAGGAUCACCUAGUUUAACAAAACCAUUGAAAAAGACUAGAAAUAAAAGUGCUUUUUAUAUUAAAACCCAAGCAGUGGUUGGUCAAAUAACUAAACUCAAAGAAUUUAUAUUAGAAAAUCGUAAAGCUUAUUUGAAUUUUACCAAUUAUCUUACCAAUAUACCACGUAUGACUGAUGCGGAUCGUGAUCAAAUAGAUGCAGGAGCACAAACAAUUAUGAGUACUUGUUCGCAACUUAUUAAAGAAUUAAAAAGAGAAAUUGCAUUUUCAGAAGUUUCUAGACAAAAUAUGGAACAUCGUGAAAUUGUUUUAUUAUUGAUCGAAGAUUAUUUGAAAAAUGUUUGUAAAAUUUAUUCGGAACAAAAAGCAAUGCGAGUCAAACGAGCCUUAGAAAUGAGAACUAUUUCUAAACUUGAAUUGGAUGGAAAAUCGAAUAAAGUUAUAUCGAUGGAUAAUGAUAAAAGGUCCGCUUCAAAUAUAACAGUAAAAAGAAAUAAUAAUACAGAAAAUCAAAAUAAUUCGAGCAAAUCAAAUCCUAUGAAAGUUCAAGAAAUUAAUGAAGAUGUUAAUACUCUUUUAUAUGAAGAAUUGUCACCCGAAGACAUUCAAAUGUUUGAAUCAGAAAAUGAACAAUUGUAUAAUGAACUUAGUACAAUAACGGAGGAGGUCAGACAAAUUGAAAGCAAGGUAGUUCAUAUAGCUGAAUUACAGGAAAUAUUUACAGAAAAAGUAUUAGAUCAAGAUAAAGAUCUUGAUCGUUUAAUGACAACGGUCGUUGGAUCUACUGAAAAUGUUAAAGAAGCUAAUGAACAGAUUCGACAAGCUAUUCAAAGGAACGCUGGACUUAGAGUGUGGAUUUUAUUUUUCCUACUUGUUAUGUCAUUUUCUUUACUUUUCCUUGAUUGGUAUAAUUUAUAAAUUAAAUUAUUUAAAACAUUACAAUACAUUAAGAUAGAGCAAAGACAAAUAAACAUUAUUCUAUGAGAUAAAUGUUAAUGUAAAUACAAUACAUAAUGAGACUUGUA